GUCGACAUAGUCAAUUAAAGUUCGAUGAAGUACGUCUGUAACGGGUUUGAUGGCGUUGACAUGUUCUAUCCAAUGGCAAAAAAGUAAUAACCGCCGAUAUAACUGCACGUUAUUAUGACACAAAGAAUUCGUAACCCGCUCGGAUGAAGACACUUUUGAUAGCUUACGAACGUUACAUGCAGUAUCGAAAUGAAGGUGAAUUUUCGAAAUGCAGUCGUCAGCGCAAAGCUCCUAUGCACCCUUUCGCCACAACGAUGGAAAGACUGUGCACUAUAUUAUUGUUGUUCUCUUUAUUACGUCAAUUCACUGUGUCACAUGCGUGCAAAAUGACAGAAGAAUGAAAAUAGAUCAAGCAAAAAGAUAGUAGAUCAAAUUGUUUUCAGUAUAAAGGUCACUAGCAGUUUCAAAACGGUUUAAAAGGGCGAAAGCAGACCACUGGUGGUCAUUUGAUCUUGGCGGCGAGAACUCUCACUAUAUUUAACUCUCAAUCCUCCUUUAUCUUGCACACGCCAAGAGAAACGAGCGCAACACGUCAACUCUAGUAAUCAACGUCUUCACGUAUACUUGAGCACACAUCCUGCGCCUUUUCAUCGCGUCAUUCGGAUCGCUCUGCCCUUUUUCCCGAAAUCUUAGUCGAACUUUCGUAUAAGAACAUAUAGAAUCCACCGGUUUUGAUUUAUUUCACUAUCUAAGUGGAAGACUUUCACCAACAACGGAUUUCAUUACAAU
Molecule: messenger RNA, 729 nt
Organism: Plasmopara halstedii
Lineage: Eukaryota; Oomycota; Peronosporomycetes; Peronosporales; Peronosporaceae
Exons: 1
Coding region: 144-341 (65 amino acids)
Source: RefSeq, a predicted model, not a curated record